Folsomia candida is the source of this 3675-nucleotide messenger RNA. Its product is annotated as dynein heavy chain 2, axonemal. The coding region runs from base 205 to 3420 and encodes 1071 amino acids. NCBI's taxonomy places the organism in Eukaryota, Metazoa, Arthropoda, Collembola, Entomobryomorpha, Isotomidae. The record is from RefSeq and is a predicted model, not a curated record. The transcript is spliced from 6 exons.
AGUACGGAUUCAAAAAGAUUUCCAUUUUUUAAUUUUUUCAAUUUUUCAAUCCACCAGAUUCAAGAAGUCGUUAGUAAUCAAACUAUGUCAGAUAGUGAAGACUGGUCAGGACCGCUGGACGAGAUUGCAUUUUGGCAGACAAGGAGUAUGUACACAUUUCAAUCUGCCUACAAAUUACAGCUUUAUUAGCCAUUAAUUAACUUAAUGACCUCCACCUUAGACGAGGAUUUGGCCGGCCUUGCCGCCCAACUGAAAAGCACUCCGGUCCGCACCGUUCGUCAAAUCAUGACCAUAAUCAAAUCUCCCUUUAUCACGAGUUUCAACGCGAUCGCGUCCGAAAUUUUGGGCGCUGAAGCCGAAGCCAUCAGCAACCUUCACUAUCUCAACGUUCUCGUUGAACCCUGCACGAAAUUGCAUAACUCCAAAGUUGCCGAAAUUCCCGACCAGUUACAAAAUAUUUUAUGGCUCAUUCGCGUCAUUUGGUUGAACUCGCCCUUUUACAAUUCUCGCGAUCGGCUCAACAGCCUCUUGAGGAAAGUGAGUUCUGAAAUUAUUAGUCACUGCAUCAAAGAAAUCGACGUCGAUCAAGUGUUCAACGGGCACAUCGCGACUUCCGAAGAAUUAAUCAACCAAUGUGUCGACUGCUUAAAAUUAUGGAAAACUAAAUACUUUGAGGCGCAAAAGAUGCAUAAUAUGAAUUCCUACAUGUCCUGGUUGUUGGAAUAUGAUUACAUUAUGUCGCACGUGGACGUCUUCCUCCACAGGUUGAAGGACCUCUUGGAAAUUUGUGUGUGUCAACGCCUCUACGCACGAAGGGUGGCGGGUUAUCAAGAACCACUCCCGCGCUACCCGGGCGUCAAAGGACCGGAAAUUACUCGCGUCAUGAAAAAAGUUCAGAAACUGCUGGAUCGCAAUUUGAAGGACAUGUACACAGCGCAAGAUUUAAUUUUGAACGUGCGAAACACCCAGUGGCACGAUUACAUGGUCAUGUUCCGAAAUGCGAUCCGUGACAUUGAAACGAUGAUUCAGAACGUGCUGUUCCUCGCGUUUGACUCCGUGGAGAAUAUCGAACAGGGGAUUCAACUCAUGGAAGUUUUUUAUGUCUUUGUCUUUUACGAUAGAAGUAUUAUCGUUCGAGCAUAUGACAAAUUGAUUAUGAAGUUUUAUAAGAUUUUUGAGGAUGAAAUUAGCAGUGUAAGAUCGCUGUUUAAUGAGGAUGUCAUACCACUGCCGGCAGGACAGCCGAGACUGGCCGAGAGGGGGAUGAGAGCGUUAGAACUGCAGAAGAGGUUGGAUCUCCAGUUGGAAAUGCUGAAAGAGGCGGCUUGGUGGCUCCCUGAAUGUGGGUACGGCGACGACAUCAAAGAGCAGGCCCACGUUCUUUCUAAAACUUUAGAGGAAACGGCACAAGUUUUGAAUCAAGGAUGGUUAAAAGUAUUGGGGCCAAAUAACCUGUAUCCUCACUUGGACAUUCCCCUCAUGACGAGAAGCACCUCAAAGUUUGGCAUGAUUGAGAUCAAUUUUGACAAAAUGCUGGCAGUCAACAUUCUUCAGGCUGAACUGUGGGAAAGUAUCGGAUUUCCGAUUCCUGAUGUUUUGUGGGAUGUCUUUUAUGAGAGAAAACGACUCCAAGAAAUGCGAGAAACAGUUCAAAAUGUGGUCACCGAUUACAACAGCAUCAUUUCCUCCUUAUCCGUUGAAGAGAGGCAACUGUUCCGAGAACGAAUUAAAGUCUUGGACCGAAAGAUUUAUCCCGGUCUUACGAAACUAAUUUGGUCCUCGGAUGUGUCAGAGUCGUAUACACGAGACUGUCGCAUGGCUGCAACCACGGUGGCCAAUUAUAUCACGGAUUAUAAAAACGCCAACAUAAAAAUUGGCAAGCUGGCGACGAAAAUCAGCAAUUACGUUAUGAUAAAAGUGGACCCCAAACAGAUUUUUGAAAAGGCCGACUUUAACGAUUAUCAAGAUACGACAAGGAGCAAAGCCAUCCUGAAAAUCGCCAUGAAAUACAAAGACAUCACUGAAAUUCUUCGCGACGUUUUCGAAAUGUUUAAGACGGAUGGACCAGAGGUCAAAAAUCAGUGGAUGAAAUAUCUCAAGAAAAUUGACACUCUUGUCGAGGAAGCGUUAUGCCUCAAUAUGAGACAGUCCCUCCAAAUCCUUCAUCACACCGUGCACGGCGAUCUGAGAGGUCCACCUCCCCCAAUUUUCAAACUGGUGGUGACUCUGGAUGAAAAAUUGCUGGAUUUUGACCCUCCCGUCCCCGUCGUUGAAGACAUGAUAUUGGGAAUUUAUAGAAGAAUUUGCAUUUCGAUUGCACCAUUCCCUCGUGUGAUUCAAUUCUUGACGGAUCCAGAUGCGCAAGUUACUUCGUUUGCGCAAGUAAUUGCAAAAGAUGAAGUAUGCCGAGCAACUCAAGACCGUAUAGCGGACGGGAUGCGAAUAUGCGUCACUGAAAUUGAGAAAUAUCUCCAAUCCUGUGAACCAUACCGCGACGUGUGGGAACUGGACAAGAACGUCUUCAUGGAAUUGUACGAAAAACAGAAUCCUGCCACGUCCUCAUAUGACACCGAUAUUGGACGCUAUUCCGAAGUUUUAGACGUCGUCCAGGGAUGCGAGAGCAUUGUAACGGUGACAUUUUGCACCUUGGAUUGCACCACGCUGCAAGAAAUUUUGUCCGAACAUUGUCGCGAAUGGCAGAGCCGACUUUUGACCUCGCUCUUUCAACGGGGCGCAGUCAAGCUGGCGCAAAUCUACAGUUUCAUGGAAGAAAGUCUCUCCAAAUUUACAAAGGCACCGAAAACCCUGUCCGAUCUGAUCAACGCGGUGAGUCUGUUUCGCGAAGUUCAGGCUGCCGUGACCACGUUGGAGAGAUCAUUUCCCAAAGUUUUUGAGCAUUUUGACGUUCUCGAUAAGUACGAGUUUGAUGUGGGGAGUCAAAUUCAAGAUAAGUUGUCCACCUUCGAUCGUGAUUGGCAUAAGGAUUUGACAUCGCUGAAAAACGUGGAGGAAAUGUUGCGAUCGGCCAAGGAGAAGAUGAAGAAGUUGGUGACCACGAUGGCAGAAGAGUUUAAAACCAAGGUGGACGAGUUGGUGGAAUCUUUCGGUGCAGUCGAGUGGGGGAUGCACGACCCAGAGACGGCGAUAGAAGAGCUACAAAAAUGUAGGGCCACGGUCAUUCAGUUGAAGAAGGAUGAGGUAGACUUGGUGAAUUCGCUGACAAUUUUUAAACUGGAUAUGGCAGCGAGUGAUGACUUGAAAAAACUGGAAAAAGAAUUGGUUCGGUAUGAAAAUUUACUGGGGGUACAAGCCGGAGAUGGACUCAGUAUUACGGCGAGUACCAUGACGGCAUCUGCGCCACCGCCGCCCCCAAAGGCGGAAAAAACGCCAACUACGAAGACUAAAGGGAAGCGGAAAUAAAUGAGUUUCGUUUUCGUAAAAAUAAUGACAAAAUAGUAGCAUCGUGAAAAUAGUUACAAUAAAUUAACAUUACGUUUAACAGAAUUAUACUUUCGUCAUACAUUGCUUCAAAUAUUUACAACAUCAAGAUUAAGAUAUAAAUAUUUUUUGGACAGAAAUCUUAACUAUAACUAUCGAUAAUGAUUUUUGAAAAUAACAAUAUUAAUAAUGAUUAAAUAUAUCAAUUUCCUGUGGUCACAAUUAGAUCGUAAACAG